AUGUCGUUUGAGGCGCCGCCGGGGUACGUGCGGGCUGAUACGGCGCAGGCGAGCGAUGCGUGGGAGCGCGCGGAUGAAGUAUGGGUGAUGCGCGUGCCUGAUGGUGUAGACGUGCGCAAGCUGGACGGUGUGACGAUACCCUUUGAUGCGCUCGAGCGUGCGGAUCAUGCGCCCUUGGCGUCGGUGCGCGUGUCAGAGACGGAUACGUACGAUGUGCUGGUGGCGCACGGUGCCGCGGGCGAAGCGGAUUCGCAGCUUAUCGAUAUGGCCGGGCCAUCCACGACGCCCGUGUUUCUGCAGCGCGAUUUCUUGCGGUCGGCGGAUGGUGUGGCGUCCGAGCUGCAGAGUGUGUGUGCUCUGCUGCCUCGUGCCAAGGACGCGACGCUGCGAAUGAAGCCCGUUGCGCGGCGCAUGUACAUGGCGCGGCGCACGGCGUCUGCCAAGGGCCGGGACCAUGGCUACGACGUGUCUCUCCCGCCCAAGCACACACAGCCAUGGGACAGACUCCAGGGUGUGUUUCGUCCCGCCGGCUCGCAGGCCAAGAGUCCUGCGCUGCCCGACAAGAAGCGCAAAAAGGCAUCGAGUGAUGAGGCGUCUAAGAAGAAGAAGAAGAAGAAGUAG
This is a messenger RNA of Malassezia restricta, 621 nucleotides long. RefSeq lists its product as uncharacterized. The record is from RefSeq and is a predicted model, not a curated record. Bases 1 to 621 code for a protein of 206 amino acids. NCBI's taxonomy places the organism in Eukaryota, Fungi, Basidiomycota, Malasseziomycetes, Malasseziales, Malasseziaceae. The transcript has a single exon.